Messenger RNA from Siniperca chuatsi (mandarin fish), 7272 nucleotides. Its product is annotated as NFX1-type zinc finger-containing protein 1-like. The transcript is spliced from 19 exons. Gene Ontology annotation, molecular function: zinc ion binding; helicase activity. Gene Ontology annotation, cellular component: nucleus; nuclear RNA-directed RNA polymerase complex. Gene Ontology annotation, biological process: regulatory ncRNA-mediated heterochromatin formation. Bases 232 to 6207 code for a protein of 1991 amino acids. The record is from RefSeq and is a predicted model, not a curated record. Lineage: Eukaryota; Metazoa; Chordata; Actinopteri; Centrarchiformes; Sinipercidae.
ACGAAAAUGACAGAGCAUUUAAAUAGCAGCUUCCUGAACUGGCCAGUGUGAGCAGCAGGGAACCUGAGACAGAAACUAUCGACUGAGCAGGAUAGAUGCUGUAUUAAUCGCACACAGCAAACAGGCCUGCUUCCUUUUUUAAAGCUUGAUGUUGGCGGAAAUGUUGAUGUCAAGUGGAUUUCAGUUUUGAAAUCAUCAGCGUUAAAUUUCAACAACUACCAAAUUAAGACCAUGGAAAGACUGACUUUAUUAACAGGGAGAAGAGGACCUAUUAAUGGUACUGAUACUGGCCAAAAUGAAAAUGCUAGUGGAGGCAGAGGGAGAAGACGAGGAGGUGCACAGGGGGCCGAGGCGAGAGGAACAGAGGGCAGAAGAAGAGCACAAAGUCAUGGGAGAAAUCAAGCUGAAAGGGAGGAGACAGAUGGAGGAGUAGGAAGAGGAGGUGGAGGGAUGCGUGGGAGAGGCAGAGGAAGAGGAGGAGGAGGAGCAGACCCAGGAAGAGGGGGUGAAAGAGGUGCAGGAAGAGAAGGCAGGGACGAGACAGAUGGGGGAGGAGGAGGUGAAGGUGUGCGAGGCAGAGGAAGAGGAAGAGGAGGAGCAGCAGACGCAGGGAGAGGGGGCGAAAGAGGUGCAGGAAGACAGUGGGGAGGAGCCAGACAGAGAGGAGGAGGGAGGGGGAGAGGUGGAAAUGGAGGAGAAGGAGCAGAGAGAGGUGGUGCAAGAAGAAAUGGAGAGCAAGGUGCAGCUGAAAGAGAAGGAGAGAGAAGGGGAGGAGGUAGAGGGGGUGAGAGAAGAGAUGGUGUAGGAGACAGACAGGGGAGGAAUGGAGGGAGAUCAAAUUCUACAGGCAGAGUCGGAACACCACAGGGCCAUGGACUGGGCUAUAAAACAAUGGAAGAACUCUCUGGAAAAGACCCGUCUGUAGUGGCCAUCACCCUGUCCUGUAACCCUGCCCUACAAGAUGUCCUGAGUGGGACAACAAUGAGGCAGGACCUUGUCGAACUCCUCUGCCUGGUGCUGAGUAAAGCCUUCAAAUCACGGACAGACAGAGGCACCCUACAGCACUUGGCUGGCAUCAUAAAAGACUCAGGGUUCUUCCGCACCAUCCUUCCCCACUAUCUGGUGGGCAUGGAGUCAGAGUUCAAUCUCGUCCGCAGGGCACAAUACCCACGACAUCUGGAAAACAUCCUGGCUAUUCUGUCAGAGGUCCUCAGCAUCUUCCCUGCUAGCUCUGUCCAGGCAGUGAGUUUGCUGCUGACGCUGCUCCAAGCCUCCAUCAACAGCCUGAGGGCAUCUGGAGUGGACAUCCAGCCUCAAAUGGAGGAGAGUGUGGAGAGUGUUCAGGGCCUGAUCAGGCACCUCCAGGAGAAAUCCAGGGAGGGUACCCUGCGCUCAGACAGGGACACUUAUGCCCUCCUACCCACUGGACGUGAUAACCCAGGUGAAGAAGAGCAGCAAGAUUUCAGGACCAUACCCAUCUACCCAACUCGUGAGGAGUUCCAUCAGGACCACAGGCCCUUCCUUAGACCCAACCUCACCUCUCAGCGCUACACAAACACCCAUCUCUACCUUGACACGCACUUCCGGCUGCUGAGAGAGGACUUUGUGCGGCCACUCCGUGAGGGGAUCCAGCAAUUGCUUCGGAACCAAAUGGGAAGAGAAGGAGGAAGGAGUGAUAAUUCACUGAAGACGAAGCGCUUUGAUGAUAUCAGAGUAUAUUUUGACACAAAACUGGUGGUACCCAAGUGCACGCCGACUGGACUCGCCUACAUAGUCCAGUUUGACAUUCAGCCACUUAAGUUUGUGCGCUGGCAGAACUCCAAGAGGCUGAUCUAUGGUUCCCUGGUCUGCCUGUCGUGUGAUAAUUUUGAGAGCUUCUUGUUUGCCACAGUGUCAGAUCGGGAUCCCAAUAGCCUGCAGAGAGGACAGGUCCAGAUUACCUUUACUGAAGAAAGCAGAUUCAAGUUGGCCAGAAUUCAGAAAGGUCAAUUAUUCCUGAUGAUUGAGACCACUGCCUACUUUGAGGCCUAUCGGUAUGUUCUAGAGGGCCUACAGGAGCAGGAGGAGGACAGCAUGCCCUUUCAGAGGUACAUCGUGGAGUGCAGCACAGAUGUGCAACCCCCAGCUUAUCUGCAAAGAAGAGAUAUCUAUGACCUGUCAUCCAUUGCUGACCCUGACUAUAAGGACAGUAUACGGCCCUUUCACAGCCUGGAGGAAGAGGCCUGGCCGAGAAUGGAGGAGCUGGGGCUGGAUGAGUCCCAGAUGAGAGCCUUCCAGCUGGCCCUCACGAAGGAGCUGACCAUCAUACAGGGGCCUCCUGGCACUGGAAAAACCUACGUUGGCCUUAAGAUUGCUCAGGCUCUGUUGACCAAUCAGGAUCUUUGGAGAGACAGAUUUGGUACGGCUCCGAUGCUGGUAGUGUGUUACACUAACCAUGCCCUGGAUCAGUUCCUUGAGGGUAUUCAUACAUUUCUGCAAGAGGGCAUAGUGAGAGUAGGAGGCCGCAGCAACAGUGAGAUCCUGAAGCGUUUCAAUCUAAGGGAGCUGACUCACUCACAUGACUUCAGACGUACGCUGCCGUCUCACCUGCGAUACGCAUAUAGUGAGAUUUACAAGCAGCUGUGUCAGGAGGAGAGGGGCAUUCAGAGUCAGAGUAUGAGGCUGGAGUGUUCUCUGAAAGGCGUCCUGCGAGAAAGCUUCUUAGAGAAGUUCAUUUCAGACAUACACUGGGACAGUCUGCACCUACCACCUACACAGGAUGGUUUUGAGACCUGGAGUGAGAAGAAGUCCAGUCUGAUAAUGGAGUGGUUGGGUUUGGGUUCCACCGUCUUCCUGCAGAGGGAGACAGAGAAUGCAAAUAGAAAUGAAGAUAUAGCAGCGGCGGAAGCGAUGGAGCUGGAAGAAGAGGACCUCAUUGAAAUCGCAGAGGAAGCAGAUCUGCUCCAGGCAGAGCGGAUUAUUGAAGACAACAUUGGUCCCAGAGGUGGUAGAGAUGGCAGAAAGAAGGGAGACAUGGAGGAAGCUGUCAGAGCAGUAGAAGAACUAAUGCUGGCUAUGAACCUGGAUAAAGCUGAAAUUCAGGCUGAGCAGAGCGAGGAAGGAUGGGAGAUGCAACGGGACCAGAAGAGAAAGAAGAAGAACAGAAUCAGGAAAGAGCUGGGGAAGAGCUCGGCUAUGACUGACAAAGAGGAAGAUGCUGUCUUGGAUAUUUGGACCCUAAGCCUUCCAGACAGAUGGAGACUCUAUCGGUUGUGGGUGGCACGCUACAGGGUAGAACUUUGCACCAGAGUCCUAGAGUCUGAACAGGCCUAUCAGAAUGCAGUAGACAGAUUGGCUGAUGUAAAACGUCAGGAGAACCUCUGUCUCCUCAAGGAAGCCACGGUUAUUGGCAUGACAACAACAGGGGCGGCCAAGUUCCGUAAAGUUCUGCAGGAAGUUCGUCCACGUCUGGUGAUUGUAGAAGAGGCUGCAGAGGUGCUCGAGGCCCACACCAUCACCACAUUGAGUGAAGCAUGUCAACACCUCAUCCUCAUCGGAGACCACCAGCAGCUGCGCCCCAGUGCCACAGUAUAUGAACUUGCUAAGAACUUCCACCUGGAGAUGUCCAUGUUUGAGAGGCUGGUGAAGAUGGGACUUCCUUAUGUCAGACUCAACUACCAGCAUCGUAUGAGGCCAGACAUUGCCUGUCUUUUGACCCCACACAUCUACUCAGAGCUGGAAAACCAUCCCUCUGUGUUGGACUAUGAGAACAUCAAGGGCAUUAAUACCAAUUUAUUCUUUGUGGAGCACAACUACCCAGAAGAAGAGAUCAAAGAUGGGAGAAGCCAUCAGAACCGACAUGAGGCGAUGUUUGUAGUCGCUCUUUGCCGCUAUCUUCUCUUUCAAGACUACAAACCAGAGCAAAUUACUAUCCUCACGACCUAUACCGGCCAGCUCCACUGUCUGCGCAAACUUAUGCCUGCCAGCCAGUUCACAGGGGUCAAAGUGCAUGUAGUGGACAAGUACCAGGGAGAAGAGAAUGACAUUGUCUUGUUGUCUCUGGUCCGCAGCAACCUACAGGGUAAAGUUGGCUUUUUGAACAUUCCCAAUCGAGUCUGUGUAGCCUUGUCUCGUGCCAAGAAAGGUCUCUACUGUAUUGGCAACAGUGCAAUGCUGGGCCAAGUCAAACUGUGGAGCAACAUCUUCUACACCUUGAGGCAGAAGGACCAGGUUGGGAAUGCCCUGACCCUGUGCUGUCAGAAUCAUCCAAAUCGACAGCUAAAAGUUUCAAAUGUUGAUGAUUUCAAACAAGCCCCUGAGGGGGGCUGCACCCAGCCUUGCGAGUUCCGUUUGGAUUGUGGUCAUGUUUGCUCAAGAGUCUGCCACCCCUACGACCCUGAGCACAAGGAGUACAAGUGUGGCAAGAAGUGCCAGAAGAUUUUAUGUGAUCGGGGACACAGGUGCACACUUGUGUGCCAUAAAGCAUGCCCAGAGAAAUGUCCAGUGAAGGUUGAGAAGAUCAUACCCCAGUGUCUACACACACAGAUGGUUCCCUGCCACCAGGACCCAAAUAAAUUUGUUUGCCAGGAGCCUUGCCAGAAGCUGCUUCACUGUGGACAUCCAUGUGAUUCAUUGUGUGGGGAACCAUGCACCAGUAAGUGCAAGGUGAAGGUCACCUUAAAACUAAGGUGUGGCCACAGCCAGCAAGAUGCCUGUUUUUACAAAACACAGAAAGAGGAGCCUGAAUGUAGGACCCCUUGUGAACAUCAGCUAAAAUGUGGCCAUGCCUGUGGUGGUAACUGUGGCAAGUGUUAUCAGGGACGAUUCCAUUUCCCAUGUUUACACCAGUGUGAGCGUCUCCUGAUUUGCUCUCACAAGUGCAGGGAGCCUUGCACUCGCGAUUGCCCCCCUUGUCAGAGACCAUGUGAGAAUUGCUGCGUCCACAGCAAGUGUAUGAAGCCAUGUGGACAGCCCUGUGCUCUGUGUAUUGAGCCCUGCGCUUGGCAGUGCCCUCACCAAAGCUGCAAUAAACUUUGCUAUGAGCCAUGUGAUCGUCUGCCAUGCACCCAACCCUGCGCCAAGACCCUGGAUUGCGGCCACCCGUGCAUAGGUCUGUGUGGAGACAAAUGUCCAAGCAAAUGUCGCAUCUGUAAUUACGAUGAGGUCACAGAGAUUUUCUUCGGCACUGAGGAUGAACCUGAUGCUUACUUCAUUCAGCUAGAAGACUGUGGACACAUCAUUGAAUACACAGCCAUGGACACAUACAUGGGCAUGGAUGACAGCCAGCAGGCAAAUGAAGGAGAGCAGGUGGCCAUAAAACUGAAGGAAUGUCCGAAGUGUCGAACUCCAAUCCGCAAGAAUCUACGCUAUGGAUCUCACAUCAACAGCAGUCUGGCUGAGAUAGAGAUGGUAAAGGCGAAGAUAAAUGGACAUCAGGCAGAUAUUGAAGAACACAGGAAGGCCCUUCAAAAACAGUGGAAGGAUAACCUUCACACAUAUGAAAUGCAUCAGCAAAAGGAAUAUAUGCAUAUCAAUGACAGACUGGGAAAAACUUAUCUCACAGCAAAUGAUCUGUGGGUCCUGGAAAACAAGAUAGAUUUCCUAGUAAGAGUUGCAAAGCUGAGGAAGAUCCAAAGGGAAAACAUGUCAUUCAGGCAAAGCUUCAGAUUAGAAAAGUAUUUUGAGGAGUUUGUGCGCUGGCUCAACAACAGCCACCAAAAAUUCACAGACCAGCAGGUCUUUGAUUUGCAGAGAGAGUUACCGAGACUCACCCUCUUGACUGAACUCAAUGCCCGUUGCCAUAUGGCAGACAAGAGAAGGCAAAGUGACAAAUUUCAAUCCGAGGUACAAACAAUAACAGCGAUUUUGGAAAAGUCUGGCCAAUUCACUGAGCAAGAUCAACGCAGAGUGAAAGAAGCCAUGAAGGAACUAGACAACAAGCUUCCGCUCCCAGGCUUGGGGAUCAGUGAGGAGGAGAGAAAGAUGAUCGUCUCGGCUGUGAAAAUGCCGCUUGGACACUGGCACAAAUGUCCUAAUGGCCAUGUCUAUCUUAUAACAGAGUGUGGAGGGGCUAUGGAGAGUCGACGCUGCCCUGACUGUGAUGCUACUAUUGGUGGGGGCAGUCACAGACUGGCAAGUGGCAACCAAGUCGCCUCUGAGAUGGAUGGGGCACAGCACCCUGCUUGGUCUGAAACCAACAACCUUCUAAACUUUGAACAAUUUGACUGAAAGCCAUCUUAGAGAAGUCUGUCAUUGCCUUCUCAGUCCCAACUGUUGGUUGCACGACCUAUGACUUGACACCAUGGACCACGGUUUAUGUUUUACAUGUUGUUUGGUUUAGUAAAAAAAACAAAAAAACUUUAGUUAAGGUUAAGGUUAGGGCCACCAUCUUUCGCUAACCAAAACCAAGUGCUCUUGGUGUUGUUGUAGAAAAAACCCCCAUUAUAAAUUGAAAAAGGGACAACACCAUGCCGCAGCAUGCACAUGGCCAUGAUUAUUUAUGCAUUGACUGAAAUACUUUGACGGUGAAAAUGUUAUUGAUACAUUUGUUAUGAACAUUUUGCAUUGGCUAAAAACAGUUUGUGCCAUGCAAACAAGGCUGGAUUUCCAACUGGGGAAAGCAGGCAACUGCCCAAGGGCCCCACGGGCCCCAAAAGUUACUGCAACUGGUUUUGUUAAUUUCAUUAACCACCUAUUAAUGUUCUAGCAUAGCAAUACUGGUUGGUCUCUGGGUCUUGUGGGCAUAUAAUGGAGCUGCCAUAUAUAGUCUGCUGUGUGGGAACUUGGAGUGCAGUUCGCACAGGGUGGGUGGUCAAUAGGGGCCCAAUGGCAAAUAUUUGUCACAGGGCCUCCUAAAAGGUUAAUCCAGCUGUGCAUGCAAAUAUGUUCCGAUACGUUCAGUAUGAAUGUUUUCCUAUUAUGUUGAUAAAGUUGUGAUUGGAUGAAAUUAAGUUUCCUCCAACAUAUUUGCUAAAGCAGAUUAGUUGUAUUUGAACGUAGACAUUGUGGGUGGUGGUUUUGUUUUAAAAAUGCUUUGCUGCAGAAAUCAUGUACAAAGGAUACUAUAACAAGUCACAGAAUACAUUUUGGAAUAUAGUUUUUAAUGCCAAACUAAAUCAUUUGUCAAAUAUUAACUGUAACCCUUUCAUUAUGUUCAAGACUCCUUGUGAAAGUAACAGUUGUCCUGUACCUUAACAUUAGGUGGCAGUAAAACACUGUAAAAGAAUAUACAGAGACAUGACUUGAUAAUUAUGCCUGCAACUUGUUCAAAUGGAAUAAAAUCUGAAUAUAUAA